This is a messenger RNA of Dinoponera quadriceps, 936 nucleotides long. RefSeq lists its product as uncharacterized. Lineage: Eukaryota; Metazoa; Arthropoda; Insecta; Hymenoptera; Formicidae. The transcript is spliced from 5 exons. The record is from RefSeq and is a predicted model, not a curated record. Bases 51 to 701 code for a protein of 216 amino acids.
AAGAGGAACCACCUCCCUUCGAAACCCCGCAGCAUCCUCAGUCCGGGAGUAUGAGGACUUUCUGCUUGCUCUUGCUCGGCGUCGUCGCCGUCAGCGCCCAGCGUCGUUUAGCCUUGCCCGAUCCGCGGAGCUGCGCGAACCGUGUUCGUCACGCAUCGUACAGGGAUGGCAGGGGGGUCGUUCACUCGUAUUUCUUCAGCUGGGAACAUCAGCCGACCAGAAGUCUCGAAGUUGACUGGCUAGACGCUCGCAACAUUUGCCGUCGUCACUGCAUGGACGCCGUGUCCCUGGAGACCCCGCAGGAGAACGAAUACAUCAAGCAGAGAGUAGCGAGAGGAAACGUGAGAUACAUUUGGACGUCCGGGCGUAAGUGUAACUUCAACGGCUGCGACCGACCUGAUCUCCAGCCCCAGAACAUCAACGGAUGGUUCUGGUCUGGAUCUGGUGCCAAGAUUGGACCGACGACCCAGCGAAACUCCGGAGACUGGAGCAACACUGGAGGAUACGGUCAGCCACAGCCGGACAAUCGCGAGGCUGCGCAGGGUAACGACGAGUCCUGCCUGUCCAUCUUGAACAACUUUUAUAACGACGGCAUCAAGUGGCACGACGUGGCGUGUCAUCAUGUGAAGCCUUUCGUGUGCGAGGACAGCGACGAGCUCCUCAACUUUGUUGCGUCCCGAAACCCAGGGAUCCGUUUGUGAAAGACGACCGCGGCGAACUCUCGGGCAAGCAGACUAUCGUCGUGCGUCGAAGGGAAAAGCGCGAGGAACGGAGACCACGGCGGUGUUACACGAGCGGCACCGUGCACUCGUCCCUCUACACUUUCUCUCUCUCGCACAUUUAUUUAUAAUUACACAUUAACCGAUUAUCCCCUUCUUGUUAACGGCCGCGAUUGUAGUGCUACGCGAUUCACCGUAAGCGGAACCGAUUGGUAGC